AUGUUUGCACACCCCUGCUCCCUGGCCCACGCCGUCAUCACGGCCCCUGCUCCCCUGGUCCACGGCGUCAAGCACGGCCCCUGCUCCCUGGUCCACGCCGUCAACACGCCCCUGCUCCCCCUGGCCCACGCCGUCAACACGGCCCCUGCUCCCCUGGCCCACGCCGUCGAACACGGCCCCUGCUCUCCUGGCCCACGCCGGCCAACACGGCCCCUGCUCCCCUGGUCCACGCUCGUCAACACGGCCCCUGCCCUGGCCCACGCCGUCAACACGGCCCCUGCUCCUGGCCCACGCAGUCAACACGGCCCCUGGCCCCCUGGCCCACGCCGUCAACACGGUCCCUGCUGGCUGGCCCACGCCGUCAAAACGGCCCUGCUCCCCUGGCCCACGCCGUCAACACGGCCCCUGCUCCCCUGGCCCACGCCGUCAACACGGCCCCUGCUCCCCUGGCCCACGCCGUCAACGACGCUUGCCUUCUGGAGCAUGUUCUUGUCACGUUUUGAGGAAGCGGUGGCGGCUGGCAUGAAGCCCCAUAACAGUUAA
Molecule: messenger RNA, 543 nt
Organism: Oncorhynchus masou masou (cherry salmon)
Lineage: Eukaryota; Metazoa; Chordata; Actinopteri; Salmoniformes; Salmonidae
Exons: 1
Coding region: 1-543 (180 amino acids)
Source: RefSeq, a predicted model, not a curated record